Molecule: messenger RNA, 6204 nt
Organism: Darwinula stevensoni
Lineage: Eukaryota; Metazoa; Arthropoda; Ostracoda; Podocopida; Darwinulidae
Source: the annotation of a GenBank genome assembly
AUGGCCGGGGUGUUGAUUCCCAUCCGUUCUGGGUCUGAUGUAUAUCAGGAUGGUGGGGAUCGUAAGGCAGAAGGAGAGAACGCCCAGAAGGACGAAGAUGCCCAGAAGACGGAGGGAAAAUCCACGCAAACAGAGCAAGGGGAAGAGAAAAAAGAGGAGGUGAAGGAGGAAGAGAAGAAGGAGGAAGUGGAGGAGGAAAAGAAGGAACUGGACACGACUAAGGAGGCAGAUACAUCCAAGGAGGAGGUGGAAUCUCAAGAGAAGGAUAGCGAACCCCAGGAGGUCCCCGCAGCGGUGAGCGAGGUGGAGGUGGAGACGACCCCUGUCUCCGAGGACAAGGGCGAGGAACAGCCGGCUUCGACGGAGAACACCGCGGAGGAUGCUCAGGACGAAGAGGGGGAGGCGCCAGAAGUCGCUCAAGAAGCCACCUCUGAGGGUUGUGACCAUGAUGACAAGACGCCCGCAGAGGAGAAACCAAAGGAGUCAUGUGUUCGUGAGGGAGAGCAGUCCAUACAUUGUGAGACUGGAGUUAGUCCUGAUGAGGGAACAAGAAAGGUCCUGGUACCUGUAUCACUUGACCUUCUCAGGUCCAUUGAUGACUUGAGCACUUGCAGUAGCAGUGAAGGGUAUCUUGAAGAUCUUGGGGCUGACAGCUCAUAUACACAAUUCCUCAUGGAUUCUCUGGAGAAUGAGUCAUCUUCAGAGACAGAAGUUGAAUCACUCCAUGUUUCAUUGGGUGAUGCUUCAUCAGCCAAACAGCUGAAAGUGCACUUUGAAGAUGAAACCAUGAUCUCACCAUAUGAUUCCUCAGAGCCCGAGAGCAUGGUGGAUGAUGAUGGGGAUUGGAAAGCCAAUCCUUCAGAAAUACUCCAAACAUCACUUUCUAUUGAACCUCAUGAAACUGAACUGGAAGCUCUGAGUGAUGCUUCAUAUUCAUCUGCAGGACAACCUGAAGCCAUUUCCAUUCUUACCUACCAAGCUGAUGAGACUGAAAACCAACUACAUGCAGAAGUGUCAGAUAUUCCUUUGGAAGAAUCUGUCACUUCAGAAGUAUCAAAUCAGGAGGAAGCAGCUCAUCCAGAAAAUGAUGUACUUGAAUCUGUGGAAUCUGCAAUGGCCCAGGAGAGGGAUUGCACAUUUGGUGAUCCAGUUGCUGCUGAAGUGUCUUUGAAAGCUAACCAUGCUCAAAUUUCAGAUGGGAUGAAGGUGGAUGCUCAAGUAAUGGGAGAUGACAAAUGUGGUUCAGAUGUUGAGAAGAAUGAAGUCAUUGCUUCAUCAGUGGAAUUCUUUGAAGAGUGUCUUCCAAGUGAUGAGGUACCCAGUACUGCUGUCCUCCAAUUGAGUAUUGAAGAAUCCCUGGAUGCGAUUCUAGAUCAUUAUGAAGAGGUGGUUACUUCAGCUGACAAUGCUUUUGAUGCUUUAGCAAAACCCCCACUCUCUGAAAGUGAGACUGAAGGGACAGUCCAAACUCAAGAGAAUGUUGAAGUGAAGCCAUUUGCAUCAGCUAUAAAUACCCUUGCCUGCCAGCAUGAGGAUGCAAGUCAACCCUGUUUUGGUGAUAGAGGAAGCUCCCACUUAUCACAAGAUCAAGCUCCCUUUGACUUUACUAACCAUCACAGGGAGGAGAAAGUAAGUCUUGAGCAUUCAGAUGGAGGUGAGGAGGAUGGGGUGAUCCAGCAGGGAGUGAAUGAAUUUCCCAGAAUGGUGGGGAAGGAGGUUGAGGAUGAGGUUGUUGGAGAGAGUAGCAGAGGCACAAGUGGUGAUUCCUUGAGUAGAGAUUUUCUCAUUCAAGAAGAAUGUUGCAUGGAAAAAACACUUUGUGAUGUCAGUCUGCUUGAGACAUGUUAUGACAGUGAUGAUACUGCCAUGGAAGCAGUUGCAGAUGAGGGUGAGAACUGGGAAAGUUUGGAAGCGGUGAUUGAUGACAAUGUGACAAACUCCUCCCACUCUUUUCAGGAAAACAAACCAGAAAUAAUGACAACUGCUAUAGAGUCCCAGUCUGAGGUUCUUGAAAAUAGGCAAGAAUUAUCUAAGGUUGAAAGUGUGUCCAUACAGAACAACUUUGAACAAAAGCACUGUCAGCUUGAAGAUGUGCUGAGACCGCAUGAAAGUAGCAUUGUUUAUCCAGAUGCUUCUCUCCAAGAGUGUUUGAGCAAUGCAAUAUUCCCUGAUGGUGAUUUGAUUGAGGAGUCUAUAUGCAGCAGAGAUACUGUUGAAGAAAAUAUUGAGAGCUGUGAAGCAGUGCCUCACAUACAGCAAGCUAUGUCAGAUAUUCAGGAAGAAUGCUUGAACUCUUGUAUGGAAGAUGAAGCAGGAGUGAUUCUGGCAGGGGAAGUUCCUUAUCCUCUCGUGCUCCCUGAGGGAGACAGUUCUGCUCUUUCUAUCUCUGCACCUACUGACAAGACAGAAAAUCUGGAUGGGAAUGAAGACAUCCUUGUCAAAGAGGGAGCCCCAGAUGGAAUUCAUAUGAAAGGGACCUAUGAAAAUGGGAAAUAUCCUGAAGAGCACUCUACAACCUUACUCCAACAAUAUGAGGGCAUUGCAGGGAAUGAAAUGACUCCACUGGGAAAUGAGGAAGAGAGGCUGGAUAUUGGAAUUAGUCAUUGUGAAGCCCCUGCCACAGCCUCUAUACUUGAAAGGGGAAAAGUCAUCCCUCAGGAAGCAUACAUAUUUGGUAGCAGUCAGUCUCAAAAGCCUUUUCUUAUGAAUGAUGCAGACGCAUGUGAAUCUCCCCCACAAAUCUGUUCCAAUGUUUUUAUAGCUGGAGAUGUAGAUGAAAUGAAUGAAGAAUCCAAGUAUGAUGGAAUCUACUCUCCUCCUAAAAUUAACUGGGAAACCAUGCCAAUAUUGAUUCCAAAAGGGCUCUUCACAGGCAUUGAUGGUAGUGACAGUGAUGUAGCCAAAGCAGAGUGUGUCUGCAAUGAAACACAGAGGGAAUUGAGCAAUGAGGAAACUUCCUUGCACUCACCAGUGCCUUUCAGAAAUGGUAAAUGUGAAGUUGAAGCUUUGCCUGUUCGAGAAUUGGAGGUAAUUGAUGGUUCACUGGACUUUCUAGAUGUGCAACACCCUAUUAAUGCCAAGUCAGUGUUGAAAGAACAUGUUUUCAUGGAAUGCUCAUUUCCAGUUAAGCCUGAAAGAGCUUUAUCUGCCAAUGGAGAGUGUCUGCAUGAUCAUGAGCUUGAAAAAGUAAUUUCUAUUGAUGAAGAGAGUCUUAUUGAACAUGACCCAAAAGAAGUUCAGCCUGUGGUUGGUGACAGUACUCAAGAUGGUAUCACCUGUGUUCCAAUUUUUGCUGCCAUUGAUGAGGCAAGAAAAGCUUGGUUAGAUCAGCAGGUGGACUUUGGCUCAUUAGAGGAGGGGCAGCCUAGUUGGGAGAGUAAUGAUAUGUCUGUACCUUCUGGGGAAAAUAAACAAGAAAUUGUAAGUGAUAAAGGGUUAAGCAAAGGAAAACCCCUGAUUUCAGUUGAAUCUGAGGAUGUAGAAAGUGCUGAAAGUAUUCCAGAAGGGCAAGGCUCUCUGAAGGCAUAUAUAUCCCCUUUGGCAGCAAAUCACAGUGAUGAGGAAUGCAAUGCUAAUAGACCAGCAACUAGUCUUUCUCCUGUGAAUUUAUUGCAAGGAGAAAGCAUAAAAUCACGUCAAGAGGUGGAGUGGAGCCAGCAGUUCAUAUCCAAAGAUUCUGAGGAAGAUAUACCAGGGCAUUUCCUUUCAUCCAUGAACUUGGUACCAGCUCUUACAGAUUUGGACUGUGUCUCCCUGUUUCCCACCAUCCAUGAAUCACUUGCCCAGUUGGAUUCCAUAAAGAGCUUUGAAACUGUGUCAGGCUACUUAGGAUCAUAUGAAGAUGAGGCAGAGGUGCAAGUAGAGGGAGGGAAACUUGAAAUCGUCACCUUGGAAAGUACCAUUUUGCCCACCAAUGAAUUUAAUGAGCAAGCUACUGCUGGCCCUACCGAUAUCAGUGCAUUUCAAAAUCAAGGUGGUAGCAGUGUCCAUGGAAGCCUCCCUACAGAUGUUUCACAGAUUCAAGAGCAAGGUAGCCAUUUUGGUCUGGAAACCCUUGAUUUCUUGGUCUGUGAAAAUGUUGCUCAAGAAUUGGCCACGAAGGAAGAAAUUUUGCCAUUAUGUGGCAGUUUCAAUCCAAAUUUGCUUGAGCACUCUUGCAUUGAGACUGUGUGUUCUGAUCAAGAUGAAAAAGUGAGACUGAAGUGUGAUAUCCAAACUGCUGUAGAAUAUGAUAUACUCCAAGUUGGUGAUUUCAUAGCAUCUGGUAUUACCUCAGAAGCCAGACUGAAUGAGGAAGUUGAGCUUCUCAUUGAACCCAUGAGCUCAUGUUCAGUUGUUCAUGAGUCUCCCUCAGGGACAUUGAUGGAAUUUCAGAUCCCUUCUGAAGUUUCCAAUGCUCCAGAUUUAAUCAGUUUCGAAGAAGCAAGCAGCACACAUUUCCCAAUUGAAGAGUCCCAUGGGGAAUCACUGACAGAUGGAGGCAAGAAGGGAGCAGUGAGAAGAGAGCAUGCGAGUGGGGAACUCGAUUUGUCUGCCCUGGAUCUGACUCUCAAGGAAGCUGUUGAAAUAGUGCUGAAGUCCCUUGAGGCUGAGUUUGCACAUAAUGUAACUUCUCCUUUGAAGAUUCCCAAAUGCGAUUCUCCUCAGAAUAGAGACACAGAAGGGAGCAGUCCUCAUGGUUCAGAAUGCUCAAUGAUGCGUGAAGAUGUUGAAGUGCAUAACGGAAGAAUACUCCCAUCGGCAACUGAUGAUCACGCUUUCAAAUCUGAAGAUAGUCUGCUCUUCAGAGAGGAGACCGAUGCCUGCUGCAGGGAAGGAUCAGUGGAUGUCAGCAUCCAGACAGACUCCCAGAAUUCAGAAGAAUUCUGUCAGCAAAUGCCAGAGGAUCCAGACAGGAUUGGAGAGAUCUUUCUCUCCGAAUUUGGAGUCGUGAUACCAGACACUCAUGACCUUGUGGAUUCCUCUGAGGACUCUGGGCUCAUGUCUAGUGACAGUUCCUCAUCAGAGAAUAUGGAACGUGGCCGUAAUUCAGUUGUUGAGGCUGCCAUGGCAAUGAGGGGCUCAGACAGCCAGGCUGAUCUCAUCAUCCCAAAUUCUGAUGACCAAGAAGGAAGCCCUGUUGAUUUUCCUUCUGUCUUCAAAGUACCAGAAUUCCAGGAAACUAUCCUUGCUUCUCGUGUUGGAAAAGAGGCAGCUUCUGAGAUCAUGAAGUUGGCUGCUGCUAAGCAGCAGAAUAGUCAUGAAUUGAGUGCUCCAUAUGAAAUGCCAAGUAUUCCCAUUGAGCAGCACGAAGCAAAAGAACUCUUUCACAAGAGACUGAGGUCAGUGUCAAUGGCUUCAGAGAAGAAAGAAGAAUCUGGUACUAAAUCAGGACAUGGAACUCCAGGGAUAGCCAGUCCAACAGAUGUUCCUGAUUCUGCCAAUAUUUUUGUGACCCCUGCACAACAUGCCUACCAUCAUGCCCCCAAUUUUCAGAGAGUUGGUGUUGUUGGGGAUGAUUUCUUUCAGACACCCCCAGAGGAUCAUGAGCAUGCUGCCAAGCUGUUGACCCAAGCCCUGAGAAUGAGACGUCAAUACAUGACUACAGCGCAACAGAGCACGUAUCCAACUACACAGCGUUAUCUCGACUGCAUCGAUGAUGGGAAGCCCUUCACAUAUAUUAGCUAUGAUGGACAGAACCAAGAGAAGCCCACGUUGCAAGGACAGUUCAAAGCACAUGGGAGGUGUUUCAAUCUGAAAACUCUCAAGGAGCUCAAGGAUGCCAUUCUGAAUAAGCUGAAAAGAUUUCCAAUGAUUCAAUUCCAAUUCAAAGCUGUCAUUCAGAAUUUCUUUGUUCAGGUGUAUCAAUUGAUUGCAGAUCAUCCAAUUAAUCCACCUCCAUCUGUUGGGGAUCCUUUUGACGUCGCCUUCCCAGCUGACCUGGAAUACACUAUUAGUCUCGAGAGUGGAGUUUUCCAGGUCAUUGACAAGGGUGGGGUCAACAAGAUCUCUGGGAUCCCCUCAUGGAAUGUGUAUUGUGAAGAUUUUGCCAUUCUGUGUGCAAUGAUUGCUGAUGGUCCUCUGAAAACCUACUGUUACCGACGCCUUCAGUAUCUAUCCUCCAAAUUCCACCUUCACAACCUGCUAAAUGACAUGCAAGAACUGGCAGAGCAGAAGUCUGUCCCUCAUAGAGACUUUUACAAUAUUCGAAAGGUUGAGUCUUGA